GUGUGGCGCACAAACAUCAGUACUCGCUAUCAUUUGCACCGAGAACAACACAAGUCUACUCAAUAUGUCUUCCACCGAAGCGAAACCCGCCAAGAAGCCUGCAGAGCAUCCCAAGUACACCGAGAUGGUUGCAACAGCUAUCGGUGCACUGAAGGAACGCGGCGGAUCUUCCCGCCAGGCCAUCGAGAAAUACAUCAAGGCCAACUACAAGGUCGGAGACAAAGUUAGCACCCAACUGAAGAUGGCUCUCAAGCGCAUGAGCGAGAAAGGCACUCUAGUCCACACAAAAGGCACUGGAGCUUCUGGCUCGUUCAAAUUGAACAAGGCAGCCGUGAAGGCUGAGAAGCCAAAGAAAGCGAAGAAGCCAGCGGCAAAGAAACCCAAGGCUGCCAAGAAACCCGCCGCCAAAAAACCUGCCGCUAAGAAAGCCAAAUCCCCCAAGAAAGCAGCAGCUAAGAAGUCACCCAAGAAGGCAGCGAAAAAGCCUGCUGCUAAGAAACCAGCAGCCGCCAAGCCCAAGAAGGCCGCGGCAAAGAAGCCAGCCGCCAAGAAAGCAGCGAAGAAGCCGGCAGCAAAGAAGGCCGCAAAAAAGCCAGCCAAGAAGUAAAGCGACUAUACAGUCACUUUACACCAAACAACGGUUCUUUUAAGAGCCACACACUUAUACGAAAGUUAUGCCACACCAUCUAUUUCUACGUAUUCCUUCUCUUUAUACGACCAAAAAUACAAGUGUACAUAAAGCCAUUAAUUCGCAACGAUACCUUGACCUAGUGAGCAGUCUAUCGAGUUGACUCUCAAUAAAUUUUCACAUAACGGGUAUGCUAUUAUUUUUGUUUUCCAA
Nematostella vectensis (starlet sea anemone) is the source of this 841-nucleotide messenger RNA. RefSeq names its product late histone H1. The coding region runs from base 65 to 607 and encodes 180 amino acids. The record is from RefSeq and is a predicted model, not a curated record. Gene Ontology annotation, cellular component: nucleus; nucleosome. The transcript has a single exon. Gene Ontology annotation, biological process: chromosome condensation; nucleosome assembly; negative regulation of DNA recombination. Lineage: Eukaryota; Metazoa; Cnidaria; Anthozoa; Actiniaria; Edwardsiidae. Gene Ontology annotation, molecular function: double-stranded DNA binding; nucleosomal DNA binding; structural constituent of chromatin.